This is a messenger RNA of Podarcis lilfordi (Lilford's wall lizard), 9377 nucleotides long. Lineage: Eukaryota; Metazoa; Chordata; Lepidosauria; Squamata; Lacertidae. The record is from the annotation of a GenBank genome assembly.
GCCUCCCAGAAUGGACCCUUUUCCCUCCAGGCCUUCCCCCGAUCUUCUGACUCUUCCCUCUGCCACCCGCAGCUUUGAAAACUUUGGUCUUUGCUUCCCUGCGAGUAAGUUUGGCAAGCGGGACGUGGGUGGCGCUGUGGGUUAAACCACUGAGCCUAGGGCUUGCCGAUCAGAAGGUUGGCGGUUAGAAUCCCCAGGACGGGGUGAGCUCCUGUUGCUCGGUCCCUGCUCCUGCCCACCUAGCAGUUUGAAAGCACGUCAAAGUGCAAGUAGAUAAAUAGGCAGGAAGGUAAACGGCAUUUCCAUGCGCUGCUCUGAUUCGCCAGAAGCGGCUUAGUCAUGCUGUACGCCGGCUCCCUCGGCCAAUAGAGCGAGAUGAGCGCCGCAACCACAGAGUCGUCCUCGACUGGACCUAAUGGUCAGGGGUCCCUUUACCUUUACCUCUAAGCUUGGCGAGCACCAGCCUACUGCAGACUUGAAGCGAAUCCCUUUCGCAGCAAUCCUCUCUCUGCAAGCCUUGCACGACCUCAGCGUAAGGAGGCAGCCUUGCUAGACAUCAGCUGCUAAACGGCCCCUUAUUUAACGGGGUUCAAGAACGACCUUGGCUUGAGCAGGACAUAGGAAGGGGGGAAAUGGGGUGGGAGAGAAAUGAAAAGAACUGUCUGUCUAGUGUGGCACUUCUCUCAAGCUUGAUCUGGGAGCUGCAGUUCGUGCUGAAUGCUGCAGCAAAAUUGCUGAGGGAACUUUGGAACUCCCUGCCUAUUGACAUCAGGCAGCCUCCGUCACUAUUCUGUUUUCGGUGCCUGCUUAAAACAUUUUCAUUUAGGCAAGCCUUCCAAGACUAGUAGAAUGCUGGCAUUUGUUUCAGUCUGCUUUUAGUUUAUUGCCGAUUUUAUCUUCUGAAUGUUUCAAAGAAUUGCUUUCACUGGUAGUUUCAUUCUUUUGUUCUCUUUGAAAGCAGCUUUGAGGGUGGUUUUCUUUUUUCCAAUCAAGCAGUGAAUAAAUUUUAUGAAUCAAGUAAUAAAAUAAAUUACGGCUUCACAGGCCAGAUUGCAGACCCUCCAAGCGUUCCUAUUUUCCAGGGACGUCCCUUAUUUAGAGAAGCCGUCCCGCUUUCUGAUUUGAUCCUGGAAUGUCCCGCUUUUCCUUAGGACGUCCCUAUUUUCACUGAAGAAAUGUUGGAAGGUUAUCCGACUCCCGAGCCGUCCGAAUGCAAUCCUGUAUAAGGAAAGGUUUUUUUUUUAAUGUUUAAUGUUUUAUUAUGUUUUUAUAUAUGUUGGAAGGGACCCGGGCGGCGCUGUGGGUUAAACCACAGAGCCUAGGGCUUGCCGAUCAGAAGGUCGGCUAUUCGAAUCCCCGCGACGGAGUGAGCUCCUGUUGCUCGGUCCCAGCUCCUGCCAUCCUAGCAGUUCAAACGCAUGUCAAAGUGCAAGUAGAUAAAUAGAUACCGCUCUGGCGGAAAGGUAAACGGCAUUUCCGUGCGCUGCUCUGAUUCGCCAGAAGCGGCUUAGUCAUGCUGGCCACAUGACCCGGAAGCUGUACGCCGGCUCCCUCGGCCAAUAAAGCGAAAUGAGCGCAGCAACCCCAGAGUCGGCCACGACUGGACCUAAUGGUCAGGGGUCCCUUUACCUUUAUAUAUGUUGGAAGCCUCCCAGAGUGGCUGGGGCAACCCAGUAACAUGUGUGGGGUAUAAAUAGAAAAAUUAUUAUUGUGGAAUGGGAUGUCCCUAUUUUCAUUGGGGAAACGUUGGAGGGUAUAUUGAAGGAGUGUGGAGAGUCUUGGACCUAUAGCAGGUGCUGCGACAGGAUUGGUCCUCUAAGACCACCUGAUUUGGAAGACCAGGAAGAUUGUGGUCUUCAUUAUUCACACCACAAUCUGAGCAGUUUACAGCGAUGUCCUCCGGCCACUGGCCUAGCAGAGAAGAGCACAAUUUUCAGGGAUUUUGGCUGGGGCACGAUGCCCAAAGUAUUGAGGAGCAAAAGGGAGGGACCUUGCAUCUUGCCUUACUUGUGCAAACUCGGCUGGCCAAACUCUGAGCUCGGUGGCUGGCGGGCCGGACUCUGCAUAGCAAUUCCUAAUGUUCUUAAAUGCAAAUCUGUCCUAUAUUUUCCCGGGGCGGCUGCUUCUGCCCUGCCUGUCUCGGUUACCUCACUGCCCUGUUUUUAGCUCCUGAAGACUCUGCACUCUGAAUGGCCUGGGACGAAUUUACGAAGCCCAUAUCUGUAUAUGGGAUAAACGGUAGUAACUGGUCCAGAAUUUUCCCCCUUCCAGCCAGAAGCCGGAGCAUAAAUCUUUGAAAUAUGUGUUGAGCCAGCUGCCGCAUCAUUUAAAAAUAGUUAACUUGGUGCCAAUAAGACAGAUCACUCAACAUGGGGGCCGUAAAGAGAAAAUCAAAGGCAUGUGCUUGUGUCCUGACGGAGGCAGAGCCUUCCAACCCCACCCCCCACCCCCCCAUUGCAACCAGCCCCCUCCCGCUGAAUAUUUUACAGCGUUACACAUCCCCCCCACCCCCAAGGAAUUGUCUGCUGUCAAACAUUGAUUUCUCCCUGCCCAGGAGGGCACAGACAGCUUCAUGUUGCACUGAAGUCUGGUGGCAUCCGUCCCAAUCCCUUUUGUCUGACAUUAUGCAGAGUCUCCUUUGCAGCUUAACAAAGGCAGGAAAGCGGUUUUCUUCUCCCACGUAGUAACAAAACAUAUUAUGAAGAAUUUUUCUGACAGUAAGAGCUGUUUGACAGUGCAACAGUCUCCCUUGGGAGGCGGUGAGUCUCCUUCCAUGGAGAGUAUUUUUAAGCAGAGGUUGGGUGGCCAUCUGUCAUGGGUAAAGAUUGGUUGAGAUUCCUGCUUUGCAGGGGGUUGGACUAGAUGACCCUUGGGUCCCCUCCAGCUCUAAGAUUCUACAGUUCUGUGUAAUGUAAUAAUAAUAAUAAUAAUAAUAAUAAUAAUAAUAAUAAUAAUUUAUUUAUACCCCACCCUUCUGGCUGGGUUUCCCAGAAUAUUAAAAUACAAUAAUCUAUUAAACAUUAAAGCUUCCCUAAACAGGGCUGCCUUCAGAUGUCUUCUAAAUGUCAGGUAGUUGUUUAUCUCUUUGACAUCUGGUGGGAGGGCGUUCCACAGGGCGGGUGCCACUACCGAGAAGGCCCUCUCCCUGGUUCCCUGUAACUUGGCUUCUCACAGCGAGGGAACUGCCAGAAGGCCCUCGGAGCUGUACCUCAGUGUCUGGGUAGAACGAUGGGGGUGGAGACGCUCCUUCAGGAGCGUACAAAAAAUUACAAAAUAAUAAUAAUACUGAGAAGGAGGAGGAUUAGUAAUUAUCACAUGAACAUAAGGUGAACCUUGCUCCCAGUGGUGAACUGCAGCUAGUAGCCUUGUGCUUCCUUAAUACAUGAUAUUUUUAUGUAGCCACAUAAACUAUUUGCACUAAGGAAAGAGGGGGGGACUCCCACAGAAUAUUCAUGCAAACUAAACUGCAAUAAUAAUUAUUCUAUCUAUUCCCCCAAAGUAAUUUGGCUGAUUGUGUCUUGCACCUUAUUAUUCCAAUAUUUUAUAAAUAACGUUUUGACAAAUGUGUUCCAUCUUCUGGGCAUAUAAGCUAAAUUCCCAAAUUCUUAAUAAAAUAUAUAUAUAUAUUGUGGCUGCCCCCUUCCCCAUCACAAUUCCUCAUAUUUGAGCAGCUGCUAAUGAAUUAAUACUCUUUCCGAGGCCACAUUAAAGACAAGGAAGUAUUAAGGAGGCAUUCGGAAUGGGGUCCCCCUGCCCCCGACACAGAAAAAGGAUUUUGGCAACAGGAGGGUUCUCUGCUUUUUAAUGCAUAGCUUUGUGGCACUUUCCCAGUUGGAGCCACUGGGAUGAUUUAUUGGUCGGCAGCAGAGCCAGCAGAGACAUUGUUCAUGGCUCAGGGCAGCAAUGUCUCAAGGACCACCUCUCCAUAUGAGCCUAUCCAGACCCUGAGAUCAUCCUUUGAGAGCAUUCUUCAUGUGCCUCCUCCACAAGAGAUCCAUAGGGUGGCAACGGGACCUUUUCUGCAGUGGCUCCCCGUUUGUCGAAGGCUUUCCCCAGGAAGGCUCACCUAUAGACCCUCCAAGUGUCCCUAUUUUCAAGGGACGUCCCUGAUUUAGAGAAGCUGUCCCGAUUCCUGAUUUGAUCCUGGAAUGUCCACUUUUCCUUUGUUGUUGUUGUUUAGUCAUUUAGUUGUAUCCGACUCUACGUGACCCCAUGGACCAGAGCACGCCAGGCACUCCUGUCUUCCACUGCCUCCCGCAGUUUGGUCAAACUCAUGCUGGUAGCUUCAAGAACACCAUCCAACCAUCUCGUCCUCUGUCGUCCCCUUCUCCUUGUGCCCUCCAUCUUUUCCAGCAUCAGGGUCUUUUCCAGGGAGUCUUCUCUUCUCAUGAGGUAGCCAAAGUAUUGGAGCCUCAGCUUCACGAUCUGUCCUUCCAGUGAGCACUCAGGGCUGAUUUCCUUCAGAAUGGAUAGGUUGGAUCUUCUUGCAGUCCAUGAGACUCUCAAGAGUCUCCUCCAGCACCAGAAUUCAAAAGCAUCAAUUCUUCGGCGAUCAGCCUUCUUUAUGGUCCAGCUCUCACUUCCAUACAUCAGAAGCCACUUUUCCUUAGGACGUCCCUAUUUUCAUGGGAGAAAUGUUGGAGGGCAUGGAGUUAUCCAGCCCUCGAGCUGUAUGAAGGCAAUCCUGCAUGGGGAUUUUUUAAAAAAAUGUUAUAUUAUGUUUUUAUGUAUGUUGGAAGCUGCCAAGAGUGGCUGGGGCAACCCAGUAAGAUGUGUGGGGUAUAAAUAGUAAAAUAAUCACUAUGAAAUGGAACAUUCCUAUUUCCAUCGGACAAAUGUUGGAGGGUGCGCUCUCCUGGUGCCAUCCUUAUACACCUUUAGAAGCCGGGCAAAAAUGUUCCUCUUCAAUCAGGCCUUUCGUUGACUGACAUCUAAAGACCUUUUAAAUUUGUUGUAAGAGAGGGGAUUAUUGGGUUGUUGUUGUUGUUUACUAUGUAUCUUGUUGUAUUUAGAUUGUGAUCUUAUGUUGUAGAGCACCCUGAGAUCUCUUUCUUUUAAGGCUAUACCUUUGGUCUCAAUUAUGACGGAACUCACAGGCGGAGAAUACUUUCAUUUUUAUAUAUAUAUUUUAUUAUCUGUGAAGGGAAUCUUCCUAGAAGCUGAUAUUUUCAUCAUUCCCUUUGGAGAUGCGUUGUGCCUUUGCCCUUUUGUCCUUGUGGGCUGCUUAUGGUUAACAUUUUUUUAUUCAUUGCUUUCUUCCUUCCUGUUACGUUUGCACUUCUUAAUUUUUGUUAAGAAAUCUAUAAAAUAGCUUUAAAAGAAAAGAACCAAAAACUACUUGGUUUUUAAAGGAGCGUCUCCACCCCCAUCAUUCAGCUCGGACACUGAGGUCCACCUCCAAGGGUCUUCUGGUGGUUCCCUCACUGCGAGAAGUGAGGUUACAGGGAAGCAGGCAGAGGGCCUUCUCGGUGGUGGCACCCGCCCUGUGGAACACCCUCCUACCAGAUGUCAAGGAAAUAAACAACUAUCUGACUUUUACAAGACAUCUGAAGGCAACCCUGUUUAGGGAAGUUUUUAAUGUUUGGUGUUUUCUCGUGUUUUUAAUACAGUGGUUGUUGUUGUUGUUGUUUAGUCGUGUCCGACUCUUUGUGACUCCAUGGACCAGAGCAUGCCAGUCACUUCUGUCUUCCACUGCCUCCCGCAGUUUGGUCAAACUCAUGCUGGUAGCUUCGAGAACACUAUCCAACCAUCUCGUCCUCUGUCGUCCCCUUCUCCUUGUGCCCUCCAUCUUUCCCAACAUCAGGGUCUUUUCCAGGGAGUCUUCUCUUCUCAUGAGGUGGCCAAAGUAUUGGAGCCUCAGCUUCAGGAUCUGUCCUUCCAGUGAGCACUCAGGGCUGAUUUCCUUAAGAAUGGAUAGGUUUGAUCUUCUUGCAGUUCAUGGGACUCUCAAGAGUCUCCUCCAGCACCAUAAUUCCAAAGCAUCAGUUUAAGAACAGCGCUGCUUACGAACAAUUCGGUUUACAAACUCCGCAAAACUGGAAGUAGUGUCCCGGUUUGCGAAUUUUACCUCAGUCUACGAACGGAAUCUGAACGGUGGAAGGGCACCGGUGGCGGGAGGCCUCAUUACGGAAAGCGCACCUCAGUUUAAGAACGGUUUCAGUUUAAGAACGGACUUCUGGAACAGAUUAAGUUCGUAAACUGAGGUACCACUGUAUUCUGUUGGGAGCCACCCAGAGUGGCUGGGGGAACCCAGCCAGAUGGGCAGGGUAUAAAUAAUAAAUUAUUAUUAUUAUUAUUAUUAUUAUUAUUAUUAUUAUUAUUAUUUAUUCUAUAGGAUGGCUGCAUUUGCAGGGGUUGGACUAGAUAACCCCUUGCUUGGGGUACCUUCCAACUCUGUGAUUCUAUGAUUUGGCAUUGUUUUACAGCAUUCACUGACAGAUCUGUGGUUGUCUCUGAUCUCUCCCCUUCCCCCCUUCACCGCAGUAUGUGCCAUUUGUUUCAGCAGUCCUGAUUAAGUCAUGAAUUUACAAGCAAGCGUUCCAUCAAGACUGAAUCAAAGCAGAUGUUUGGGUUUCCUGCAGUCAAGAAGGCAUCAGUCAGAGAGAGCCUUGUGCAUGUCUGGUUGGGUACAGCUCCUCAGGCCCUCCCCACUUUUCACAGCACUUCAGGAGGCGAAUUCACUGCUGCAAAAGUUUAAUUUCAAAUCAGGCUCCUUAAUAAUAAUAAAAUGCAUAUAGUCUUUGCAUUCUGUCACACAGCGUCCAAAUUUGGUACCAAAGUCUUUUCUAUCCUGUAGAUGGGGAAAGAAGCAGAGUGGAAAAAAGUUUAAUAAUAUUCUGUGGUAGGUUAGGAGACCAACACACACACAAAGGAAGGCUAUUGCCAAUGCUCUGGCUUUGGGAAUUUUCUAACAGCUGCUGCUGCCAAAAACAUAGGCAAGGAAACAUUUUUUGACGGGAAUAUUUAUGAGGAGAGUAAUAGAUUUGCACAACCUUAGGAAUAACAGAGUGGGGUAGAGGAGAGAAAGGGACGCGGGUGGCGCAGUGGGUUAAACCACAGAGCCUAGGACUUGCAGAUCAGAAGGUCGGCGGUUCGAAUCCCCUAACGGGGUGAGCUCCCGUUGCUCAGUCCCUGCUCCUGCCAACCUAGCAGUUCUAAAGCACGUCAGAGUGCAAGUAGAUAAAUAGGUACCGCUCCGGUGGGAAGGUAAAUGGCGUUUCCAUGCGCUGCUCUGGUUCGCCAGAAGCAGCUUAGUCAUAAUAUCCACAUGAUCUGGAAGCUGUACACCGGCUCCCUUGGCCGAAAAAGCGAGAUGAGCGCCUCAACCCCAGAGUCGUUCACGAUUGGACCUAAUGGUCAGGGGUCCCCUUUACCCUUUAGAGGAGAGAAAAGACAUAUAAAGUCGACUGAUACCAAACCAUCGGUCCAUGUUGUUCCAUCCUGCCUCCUGAAACUGGCAGAAGAUGUCCAAUCUCUCAGGCAGAGAAAGAAAGAUCGUUCCCAGGCCUCUAGGGUAAUAGGAGACACUCAAUUCAGUUCACCUGUAAAAGCAAACCUACCAGAUUAGCAUUUUCCUAAACUACAUACAAACCAAAAUACAGCCAUCUGCCAAAACCUGCAAUGCGCAAAGUGGUUCCCCAGCCAAGCAGGUUAAACAGUCCUGGUUUCCUUGAAAGAUUCUGGGAUCUGUAGUUUGUUAAGGGUGCGAAGGUUGUUAGCACACCCCUGUUGCCCCUUGCUGAGCUGCAAUUCCCAGAGCGAUUUACAUAUCCUCUAACAUUUUCCCGAUAAAAAUAGGGAUGUCCGAUUCCAUCAUCAUCAUGUUAUUAUUUAUACCCCCACCCAUCUAACUGGGCUGCCCCAGCCACUCUGGGAGGGUUCCAACAUAUAAACAUAAUAAAACAUAAAACUUUUUUUAAAAAAAAUCCCCAUACAGGUCUGCCUUCAGAUUGUCUAAAGGUUGUAUAGUUACUUAUCUCCUUGGCUCAGGGAUCACAUAACAUUUCUCUGGUGGAAAUAUAUAGUAGUACAGUGGUACCUCGGGUUACAUACGCUUUAGGUUACAGACUCCGCUAAGAAGAACUUUGCUUCAGGAUAAGAACAGAAAUUGUGCUCUGGCGGUGCGGCGGCAGCAGGAGGCCCCAUUAGCUAAAGUGGUGCUUCAGGUUAAGAACAGUUUCAGGUUAAGAACGGACCUCCAGAAUGAAUUAAGUAUUUAGCCCGAGGUACCACUGUAGUAGUAGUAAUAGUAGUAAUAAUAAUAGUUGUUGUUGUUUUAUUUAUACCCCGCCCGACUGAGUGGGUGGCUCCAGCUACUCUGGGUAGCUUCAAACAUAUAUAAAAAUAUAAUAAAACCGUAAACUUCCCUAUGCAUGGCUGCCUUCAAGAUGUCUUCUAAAGGUUGUAUAGUUACUCAUCUUCUCAGCUUGGGAGUCACAUAACGCCAUGCCCUCCAACGUUUCUCUGAUGAAAAUAGGGACAUCCUAAGGAAAAGCGGGGCAUUCUGGGAUCAUAUCAGAAACAGGAAUGGCUUCUGUAAAUCUGGGACUGUCCCUGGAAAACAGGGACACUUGGAGGGUCUGGAUUUAACCAUCCCACUUCCCAGGAAACUUUGAGACUCUUCCGAAGCAUUUGAUUGUCAGCAGCUGGAAACGGCAUCCGGUCCAGAUGGGCUUUACCUUGGUCAGAUCCAGCAAAGCAUUAUCAGGCCAGGAAUCUGAACAGCUUUAAUUAAAUUGCUUUAAGAGCAGACUUAACCCUAAGCAGGCCACGUCUCCCAGCCGAGAAGCAUUUUAAGUAGAUGUGCUGGCCGUGCCGUCCAAAUAAACAGAGCUUCCCCCAUGUUCCGAGCGCAUAGCCCCAGGGAGUGCGCCAAGCAAGCACGCCCGAUGCCGAGAUGGCCUCUUGACUCGUAAAAAGGCUAAUUGAAGCCACUGCGUGCUGCUGAGGGGCGAGAUGGCGGGUUUACAUAGGGACCAGGAAGCGGAGAAGUGGGCGGCAGAAGGGGAGGGCAGGGGAUCUUCGGGGCAAUUUAACAAAUGCUGCCUUCCAGGUGGUCUGCAGGCCAGAGGCAUGACCCAGGAAAGAGCAAUUGGGAGCCGUUCACCUGCAAUCAAUCGGAGGGGGGCUGAGCUGCCAAGGCUUCUGAUGGUGAAGUAAUCCAGGUUCCAGUUAUUAAUUUGGAGCCGGCAAUUUAGGACUGUUCCACUAAACGGUUUGGAGAAGAAAGGGGGAGAACAAACAGAGGAAGCAGCCCAGAUCCGAAGGGGAAGCCCCGACCUCUCGGCUGCAGCAGCUUAUGCGCCGUGGCUUAGAAAUAACAGAAAGCCCAAGGCUCCCUCUGACACACCGGCAGCUAAACCAAACAGGCAUUAAGG